Salvia splendens (bonfire salvia) is the source of this 5035-nucleotide messenger RNA. RefSeq names its product myosin-7. The coding region runs from base 161 to 4687 and encodes 1508 amino acids. The record is from RefSeq and is a predicted model, not a curated record. Gene Ontology annotation, biological process: actin filament organization. Gene Ontology annotation, molecular function: microfilament motor activity; ATP binding; actin filament binding. The transcript is spliced from 38 exons. Gene Ontology annotation, cellular component: membrane; myosin complex; cytoplasm. Lineage: Eukaryota; Viridiplantae; Streptophyta; Magnoliopsida; Lamiales; Lamiaceae.
AUGGGUGGAGGAUCUAGAUGAAGCCUGGCUAGAUGGGGUAGUUGUCGAAGUAAAUGGUGAAGAGAUUAAAGUAAAUUGUACAUCAGGAAAGACAGCUGUAGCUAAUGCUGCAAAUGUUUAUCCCCAAGAUCUUGAGGCUGCGCCAGAGGGAGUGGAUGAUAUGACAAAGCUUUCUUACCUGCAUGAACCGGGUGUUUUGUACAAUAUGAAAUGCAGAUAUAGUAUUAAUGAAAUAUAUACCUAUACAGGUAACAUAUUGAUAGCUGUGAAUCCUUUUCAACGCUUACCCCAUUUGUACAAUGAUAAUAUGAUGGAGAAGUACAAAGGAAUGGCGAUUGGAGAGCUGAGCCCACACCCUUAUGCUAUCGCUGACAAUGCUUACAGGCAAAUGAUUAAAGAGGAUUUAAGUCAAUCAAUCUUGGUUAGUGGGGAGAGUGGAGCUGGUAAAACUGAAAGCACUAAGAGUCUAAUGACUUAUCUCGCAUACAUGGGGGGCAGCGUAGGGGUUGAGGGGAAGCGGACUGUGGAGCAGCAAGUACUCGAGUCAAGUCCGGUUCUUGAAGCUUUUGGUAAUGCAAAGACAGUGAGAAAUAACAAUUCAAGUCGCUUUGGAAAAUUUGUGGAGAUUCAGUUCAAUAAUAGGGGCAGAAUAUCUGGAGCUGCUAUCAGAACUUAUUUGCUGGAAAGAUCGCGAGUUUGCCAAGUUUCAGAUCCUGAAAGAAACUAUCACUGUUUCUAUAUGGUUUGUGCUGCACCAGCAAAGGAUGUUGAAAAAUACAAACUGGGGAAUCCAAGGGAUUUCCGUUAUUUGAACCAGUCUAAUUGCUAUGAAUUGGAUGGUGUUGAUGAUUCCAAAGAGUAUCUUACUACAAGGAGGGCAAUGGAUAUAGUUGGAAUCAGCCCCGAGGAGCAGGAUGGGAUUUUUCGAGUUGUCGCUGCAAUUCUUCAUCUGGGAAAUAUUGAGUUUGGGAAGGGAAGUGAUGGUGAUGCUUCACAUCCCAAGGAUGAUCAAUCGCUAUUCCAUCUUAAAACAGUUGCAGAGCUUUUGAUGUGUGACGAACAAUGUCUUGAAGACUCCUUGUGCAAACGUAUUAUGGUUACUCGUGAUGAGACCAUAACAAAGAGCCUCAGUGCGACUGAUGCAGCAGUCAGUAGAGAUGCCUUGGCUAAAAUUGUCUAUUCAAGACUAUUUGACUGGUUAGUUGAUAAGAUCAACAAUUCUAUUGGACAAGAUUCUACUUCUAAACUCUUGAUUGGACUGCUUGAUAUUUAUGGCUUUGAGAGUUUCAAGACAAACAGUUUUGAGCAAUUUUGCAUUAACCUGACUAAUGAGAAACUGCAGCAACAUUUCAAUCAGCACGUCUUCAAGAUGGAACAAGAAGAAUAUACAAAAGAAGAGAUCGACUGGAGUUACAUAGAGUUCGUAGAUAACCAAGAUAUUCUUGAUCUUAUUGAAAAGAAACCAGGUGGCAUCAUUGCUCUCCUUGAUGAGGCUUGUAUUCUUCCAAGAUCUACACAUGAGACAUUUGCAGAGAAGCUGUACCAGACAUUCAAAGAUCACAAGCGUUUCAGCAAGCCAAAACUGUCGCGCACUGGUUUCACCAUAUGCCAUUAUGCGGGUGAUGUCACUUACCAGACAGAACUUUUUCUGGAUAAGAACAAAGAUUAUGUUAUUCUUGAGCAUCAGAAUCUCCUUAGUGCUUCAAGUUGCUCCUUCAUCUCCAGCCUCUUCCCACCUUUACCAGAAGAGUCUUCUAAAUCAUCAAAGUUUUCAUCAAUUGGUUCUCGAUUCAAGCAACAACUGCAAUCUCUGCUUGAGACUCUUAGUGCGACUGAACCUCAUUAUGUUCGCUGUAUAAAACCUAAUAACCUUCUGAAGCCUUCAAUCUUUGAGAAUGGUAAUGUUCUGCAGCAACUCCGUUGUGGGGGUGUUAUGGAGGCAAUCAGGAUCAGUUGUGCUGGAUAUCCCACUCGAAAGACCUUUCAAGAAUUUAUAAAUCGUUUCAAAAUUCUCGAGCCUAAUGCAUCAGAUGGAAGUUGCGAUGAAAUUGCUGGUUGUAAAAUGCUUUUGCAGAAAGCUGACCUCAAAGGUUAUCAGAUUGGCAAAACUAAAGUGUUUCUCAGAGCUGGUCAGAUGGCAGAACUAGAUUCUGUCCGUAAUCAGGUCCUUGGGAUAUCUGCCAGUGUAGUCCAGAAUAAAUUCCGUUCAUUCUUUGUGCAUAAAAAUUUCCUUGUGUUACGCAUGGCAGCUAUACAAAUUCAAGCACUAUGCAGAGGGCAAGUUACACGGUGCAUUUAUGAGCAUAAGAAGAGAAAGGCUGCUGCUACAACCAUCCAGAAAUCUGGAAGGAUGUUUCUUUUUAGGAAAACUUACACAAUUUUAUUGUCUUCUGCAAUUGUUAUUCAAGCUGGACUUAGAGCAAUGGGUGAUCGCAAUGAAUUUCUAUUUAGAAGGAGAAACACAGCAGCUAUACUCAUCCAGAGACAUUGCCGAGGAUACUUGGCCAGCCAUCAUUUCUUACGCUUGAAGGGGGCAUCAAUUUCUAUGCAAUGCGCUUGUAGAGUAGUUAAAGCUCGCAAAGAACUACGGCUACUUAAAAUGGCUGCAAAGGAAACUGGUGCACUCCAAGAAGCCAAAGAAAAGCUGGAAAAGAAAGUUGAAGAACUGACUUUGCAGCUGGAAUUGGAGAAGCGCCAGCGACAUGAUAUAGAGGAAGCCAAGAAUCGUGAAAUUGCAAAAUUACUAUCUGCUUUGGAGGAAAUAAGGCUGCAGUUGCAAGAUACCAGCAAUUCUGAAGCUCUAAAGAAGGUUUUCGAGCAAGUUCCUACAGCAGUAUCUGAGCAAGUCCCUCCAGCAGUAUCUGAGCAAAUCACUCCAGCAGUAUCUGAGCAAGUCCCUCCAGCAGUAUCUGAGCAAGUCCCUCCAGCAGUAUCCCAGCAAGUUCUCUCAGAAAUAUCCGAGCAAGUCCCUUCAGCAGUAUCUGAGCAAGUCCCUCCAGCAGUAUCCCAGCAAGUUCUCUCAGAAAUAUCCGAGCAAGUCCCUUCAGCAGUAUCUGAGCAAGUCCCUCCAGCAGUAUCCCAGCAAGUUCUCUCAGAAAUAUCCGAGCAAGGUCCUCCUACAAAAGAGGGCUUAGUAAUAGAUACUGAACUAGUUCGUAAAUUAACAUCUGAAAAUGAAAAGCUGAAGAGUUUAGUGAGUUCUCUGGAAAAGAAAGUAGAUGAAGAAGGGAAGAAAUAUGAGGAGUCGAACAAGCUAGCAAUGGAGGCAGAGAUAAAGAUAAUUAAGCUGAAGACAGAUAUGCAGAGGCUUGAAGAGAAAAUCUCUGACAUGGAGACAGCAGAUCAGGUUCUCCGUCGACAGGCUUUAAUGAAUAAUCCUUCAGGGAAACUAUCUGGACAUUUACCUCCAACUAAUAAUGAGGGGCAGAAUGGUCAGAAAGAACUUUUGAGCGCAGGAUCCAGUAAAAGAUUUGGUACUGAAUCUGAUAGUGCACUAAGGACAUCUAACACUGAAAGGCAACGUGAGGUAGUAGAUACUCUUAUUAGGUGCAUCAAAAAAGAUGUUGGUUUCAGUGAAGGAAAACCAGUUGCUGCACUAACAAUUUACAAAUGCCUGCUAAACUGGAGAUCUUUUGAAGCCGAAAGAACUAACGUUUUUGAUAUGCUUAUUCAGAUCAUUGGUUCAGCAUUAAAGGAUGAGGCAAACAAUGAUCGUAUGGCUUACUGGCUUUGCAACACAUCUACACUACUUUUUUUACUCCAACGAACCCUUAAAUCUGCAUCUUCAUCUCAACCUCCUCCGCCCACCUCGUUUUUCGGAAGGAUGGCUCAAAGUUUUCGGACGUCCCCAUCCUUUGCCGAUAUUUCUAUAGGCGGUGUUGAUGGAAUAAGACAGGUUGAAGCCAAGUAUCCAGCUUUGCUUUUCAAGGAGCAGCUGACGGCUUAUAUUGAGAAGAUUUAUAGUAUUAUUCGAGACAAUGCAAAGAAGGAAUUGUCACCUGUUCUUUCUUCAUGUAUUGAGGCACUCAAAAAGUCCCCCACUCAAUCGUCUGAUGAAAGUGCUACUAGGAACUGGCAAAGCGUCAUUGAUUGCUUAAACAGGCUUCUAAGUACACUGAAAGAUAAUUUCCUUCCUCCAGUUCUUGUCCAGAAAAUCUUCGAGCAGCUUUUCUCUUAUAUAAAUGUUCAGCUCUUUAACAGCCUUCUUCUCCAAAAAGAGUGUUGCACGUUCAACAGUGGGGAAUAUGUAAAGAUAGGGUUAACUGAAUUACAACUUUGGUACGGGGACACACACGAGUAUGCAGGCUCAUCAUUUGAUGAACUAAAAUAUGUGCAGCAGGCUGUAAGGCUUCUGAUAAUGCAACAAAAAUCGGAACUAACCUAUGAUGAUCUUACAACUGAACUUUGCCCUAUACUUAGCAGUCAGCAGCUUUAUAGAAUAUGUAUUCUUUUUGGGGAUGAUAAUGGUUCAGAUAAUGUAUCUCCAGAAGUGAUUUCUAACCUGAAGAUACUUGCAUCGGAGGACUCUAAUGAUCCUGAUAGCAGCUCAUAUGUGUUAGAUGAUAACUCCAGCAUCCCUUUACCAGUUGAAGAACUUAGCAACUCUCUCCAUGAUGGAGAUUUCAAAGGCGUAAAACCUCCAGAAGAACUUCUUGAAAAUCCAUCAUUCGAAUUCUUACAAGGUUAAGGCUGUGAUUUUCCGCUCAGCACCAACCUGCAUUAUAUCAUACACUUUGUUGAUACCAUGAUGUAUACCAACUUGAUUGUUUUUGUAACUUGAGUUGUCUCAUCACCUCCCCGACUAGAUUGUUGUGUAGAAUUUGUAGAAUUCUUAGGUAGAGUAAGAUAAAGGGGAAGUGAUGAGUUUUUUCCCACUUAGCUAGCUCUUUUUUCAUACCUUAGGGAUUAUAUUUUGGUCAUUGAUCUAUCUAGAAACUACAGGCAGAAAUAGUGUUAGAGCCUCCUAAGUUCCAGUUGUAUACAUGAAACAUGUUUUUUGUUCAAUAGUGAAAAAAGGUUGAUGAUUGAAUCCUUA